Messenger RNA from Brachypodium distachyon (stiff brome), 3373 nucleotides. RefSeq names its product G-type lectin S-receptor-like serine/threonine-protein kinase At1g11330. The coding region runs from base 872 to 3319 and encodes 815 amino acids. NCBI's taxonomy places the organism in Eukaryota, Viridiplantae, Streptophyta, Magnoliopsida, Poales, Poaceae. Gene Ontology annotation, biological process: recognition of pollen; protein phosphorylation. Gene Ontology annotation, molecular function: protein serine/threonine kinase activity; ATP binding. The record is from RefSeq and is a predicted model, not a curated record. The transcript is spliced from 8 exons.
GCCCCCGCGUCGUCUCCAGCAGCGACCGCGCUCACCGUCGGCGCGUUCUGCCUGCAAACCAAGUGAGGCCCCAAUAGUCGUCCUACGACGUCGGGGGCAGCCGCCGCCGGCGCGAACUAUACAGUGGAAGCUCCACCCUGGCGGUUCCAAGUUCCAAGUAUUUACCCGGACCAGCUCACGCCGUAGGGACUGUGAUGGCGGCCGGGGUGCGGUGGUCUCGGCCGACGUGGUGUUCACACAGGUCAGUUUCUCGGUGCCUAAUGCUUGAUUCAGACAUACAGCGACAAACUGUAGCCUGCUAGAUAUUUCUUGAUGUGCAAUUCCCCAUGGGGACAAUGCUGAAUAAUUGACUGCUGCACCUUCUUCCGGGAAAGCUGGGAUAUUCAACCCAUCCGAAUGUGAUGGGCUACUUUUCUUGCUAUCUUGUGGGGUUUAGAAAGGAUCGGAGUUCCAAGUUCUUGCACCACAAUCACGCGUUCCAGGCAAGCUGGAUAUUCAACGGCCCAUCCGAAAUUCCGAAUGUGAUGGGCGCCGAUAUGAGGUGUCUUCUGAUGCUGGUCCGGGUGGUUGCAAGUGAGCCACAUAUAUUUGUUGAUUUGCUAUUUCCCCACGGAGACCAGCAGCAAUGCAGAAUAAUCAACUCUUAUCUUGUGUGGUCUUGUUUCGUCUGUCAAUUGUCAUUGUGCAAUUUGUCCUGGAAUAAUCAAGCUUCCGGGCAACCUGGGAUAUUCAACUCACGCAAAUCUCAUGAGCUUCGUUUCAACAGCAAGCACACAAAAUUUCUAAGCUUCUUCACACCAUCGCCCUCCUUUGCUACAUAUCAACAAAAAUAUCCCCUUCCUCUUCACAAGCACACACAAAAGAAGGCUUAAUGGAUAUCACUCCCCUCCCUGUUUUUUUCCUUCUUUCAUUGAUUUGCUUCUGCAAAUCCGAUGAUCGCAUAACUCCUGCAAAGCCACUCUCUCCUGGCGACAAGCUCAUCUCUCAAGGUGGCAUCUUUGCUCUUGGCUUCUUCUCCCUGACAAACUCAACUGCAGACUUAUACAUUGGCAUAUGGUACAACAAAAUCCCUGAGCUAACAUAUGUGUGGGUUGCUAACCGCGACAAUCCGAUCACCAGCACUUCUCCUGGGAACUUGGUUCUGACCGACAACUCCGACCUUGUCCUGUCCGACUCCAAAGGCCGCAGUCUUUGGACAGCCAUGAACAACAUCACAUCCGGAACCGUCGGGACGGCUGCUAUACUGCUUGACUCCGGAAACUUGGUUGUCCGUUUGCCGAACGGCACGGACAUAUGGCAGAGCUUCCAGCAUCCAACCGACACUAUCCUCCCCAACAUGCCUUUACCAUUAAGCAAAAUUGAUGAUCUCUACACGCGACUGAUUGCUUGGAGGGGCCCCAAUGACCCAGCCACCAGUGACUACUCCAUGGGUGGUGACUCUAGCUCAGACCUCCAGGUUGUCAUCUGGAAUGGGACGAGGCCCUAUUGGCGCAGAGCUGCGUGGGAUGGUGCAUUGGUCACUGCCCUGUAUCAAAGCAGCACUGGCUUCAUCAUGACCCAGACAAUUGUUGACAGAGGGGGUGAGUUCUACAUGACAUUCACCGUCUCAGACGGCUCGCCAAGCAUGCGCAUGAUGCUGGACUACACAGGCAUGUUUAAAUUUCUUGCAUGGAACAACAACUCAUUAUCAUGGGAGGUUUUCAUAGAGAGGCCCAGCCCUAGAUGUGAGCGCUACGCCUUUUGUGGACCAUUUGGCUACUGUGAUGCUACUGAAACCGUUCCGAUAUGCAACUGCCUAAGUGGGUUUGAGCCUGAUGGUGUUAACUUCUCAAGAGGAUGUAUGAGAAAGGAGGAUCUGAAAUGCGGUAAUGGAGAUAGUUUCUUGACCUUGAGGGGCAUGAAGACACCCGACAAGUUCUUGUACGUUAGGAACAGAAGCUUUGACCAAUGUGCAGCAGAGUGCAGCCGCAAUUGUUUAUGCACAGCAUAUGCUUAUGCUAACCUGAAAAAUGGCAGCACUACUGUGGAACAGUCAAGGUGCUUGAUCUGGACGGGAGAGCUUGUUGACACUGCGAAGUUUCAUGAUGGUAGUGGUGAGAACCUGUACCUACGUCUUCCCAGUUCAACAGUUGACAAGGAGAGUAAUGUACUGAAGAUUGUCCUUCCGGUAAUGGUUAGUUUGCUAAUACUCUUAUGCGUAUGCCUUGCGUGGAUAUGCAAAUCAAGAGGUAAAUGGCGAAUCAAGGAAAUUCAGAACAAACAUACACGACAACACUCGAAAGAUUCCAAGUCCAGCGAACUUGAGAAUGCAGAUAUAGAACUUCCACCUAUUUGCUUUAAAGACAUUGUUACUGCAACAGACAAUUUCUCAGACUAUAACUUGCUUGGAAAAGGUGGUUUUGGAAAAGUUUACAAGGGACUGCUUGGAGAUGGCAAGGAAGUUGCUGUCAAAAGACUCAGUAAGGGUUCCGGGCAAGGGGCCAAUGAGUUCCGAAAUGAAGUGGUUCUGAUUGCGAAAUUGCAGCAUAGAAACCUAGUUAGGCUUAUUGGUUACUGCACUCAUGAAGAUGAGAAGUUAUUAGUCUAUGAAUACUUACCUAACAAAAGCUUGGAUGCCUUCCUUUUUGAUGCUACAAGAAAUUUUGUGCUUGAUUGGCCGACCCGUUUCAAGGUAAUUAAAGGGAUAGCAAGAGGACUUCUUUAUCUCCACCAAGAUUCAAGAUUAACAAUAAUUCAUAGAGAUCUCAAACCAAGCAACAUCCUGUUAGAUGCACAAAUGAACCCUAAAAUAUCAGAUUUCGGUAUGGCAAGGAUCUUUGGAGGAAAUGAGCAACAAGCGAACACUAUCCGGGUUGUUGGGACAUACGGUUACAUGUCUCCUGAAUAUGCAAUGGAAGGUUCCUUUUCUGUCAAAUCUGACACCUAUAGCUUUGGUGUUCUACUGUUAGAGAUUGUAAGUGGGUUAAAGAUCAGUUCAUCCCAUCUCAUAAUGGACUUUCCAAGCCUUAUAGCUUAUGCAUGGAGCUUAUGGAAAGAUGGAAAUGCAAGAGAACUGGUGGACUCAUCCAUUCUGGAGAACUGUCCACUCCACGGAGUUCUAAGAUGCAUUCAUAUAGGUCUCUUGUGUGUUCAAGACCAUCCAAAUGCCAGGCCACUCAUGUCAUCCACUGUGUUCAUGUUAGAAAAUGAAACUGCCCAGCUUCCUACUCCGAAGGAGCCUGUAUAUUUUAGGCAACGGAAUUAUGAAACUGAAGACCAAAGAGAUAACCUGGGAAUAUCUGUGAAUAACAUGACCAUCACAAUACCAGAGGGGCGUUAAGUGUUUAAUUUCAUUGUUCUCCUAUUUGUAAAAUCAUCUAAUUUGCACAGCUGA